Molecule: messenger RNA, 1250 nt
Organism: Punica granatum (pomegranate)
Lineage: Eukaryota; Viridiplantae; Streptophyta; Magnoliopsida; Myrtales; Lythraceae
Source: RefSeq, a predicted model, not a curated record
CCAAACGCUUUGGUCUUCGUCUUCGUCUUCCUUCUUUCUUUUCUCUCCGCACCGAACUUCAGAGCUCCCCAGAAAAUAAAGAAAUGGAUUACUUCGAUUGGAUCCCCGACCCGCUCAUCCUCCAAAUCUUCAACUCCGUCUCCGACGUCAAAACGCUAGCCCGGUGCCGCGCAGUCUCGCGGCGGUUCAGCUCCCUCGUGCCCCAGUCCGACUCCCUCCUUCUCCGCGUCGACCGGGUCGUCUCGGAAUCCGACCUCGACUCGCUCCUCCUCCUCUCCUUCCUCAAGACCCUCUUCAAGUCCCUCCUCUCCACCUUCCUCUCCCCUAAAGCCUUCGCUCUCCCCAGCAGCGACAACGACUCCGCCCCCAAUAGCCCCGCGCGGAUACUCCGGGGCUUCGACCGCAUUCGGGAGCUCGACAUUGAGCUCCCCGCCGGUGACCUGAGGCUCGAGAAGGGCACUGUCGUCAGAUACAAGGCCGCGUUUGGGGCGAGUCUGAAGAGCUGCGUGAUCCUGGGAUUCAGCGGGGAAGGGGGCGGCGGCUUCACGGAGGGUUUGAGGGAGAGGGUGGCGUGGGUGAUAAGUGCUCUGAUCACCGCGUCCGCACGUCAUGCCUACGUGGCGAGGGAGGUAGUGGGGCAGCACGGGAACUUGGUGAGGCUCGUGGUGAGGGACAGGGAGGGCGAGGGCGAGGUCACAAUGGACGCCCGCGGCAUCGAGGAGUGCAGGCAGGCCGUUGCCGAGUCAGGAGCCCUUGAGGGCAGCAGGACCGCGCCCAUGGUGCCAAGCGUGAGGAUGAGAAUGAGGCACCUGAAGAUGGCGGAGAUUGGUCCGGGGGUGUGCCUGGAGGGAGCCACGCUGGUGGUCGUGAGACCGAGCGGGUCCCACGGAGAGUGCGGCGAUAACGUGGAGGAUGCCGAUUUGGCGAUGGAGGCUUUCGGGGGUGGGGUGUAUGGCAAUGCGGUGGAGGCGCUGCUCAGGAGCAGGAGUCACAUGCUGGAAAUGAAUUCCCUUUGAAGGAAGGAAGAAAGAGAGUUUACUGCUGGCUUUGUAUUGUAUUGUAUCCUAUCCAUCUGCAGUUCUCUAAUGUAUGUCGCCGACACAACAGUACAUAGCUCCUUCAUAGGAAUUGCCAAAAAUGGUAUAUAUGUAUGUACUGUAUGUAUAGGAUCUCUUUCUUCUCUGAUGUAAAACCAUUAUCACUUGACGAAUUUGAUGAAUCUCAUUGGUGUAUAAUGUUUGUAGUUACAA